AUGGACAAAUCCUCCGAUGUCAUUAUCGCUGGUGCUGGGCCGGUAGGUCUCUUCCUGGCUAGCGAACUGGCGGCAGCAGGCGUCUCGGUACUUGUCCUGGAACGAGAUGCGCAGUUAGAUUCGCCCUGGAAAAAGGGAGCGCUGGGUCGCCGAGGCCUUCAUCGUCGUGCUGUCGAGGCAUUGUAUCGCCGCGGGUUGCUCGACAAGGUCUUCGACGCUACCCGCCCAGUCAUCUUCGAGAAGACGGAAGGUUUCCAGUUUGGUGGUCAUUUUGCCGGUAUUAUGCUUAAUGCCAACGAUAUCGAUUUCUCACGCUUCGAAUACCAGUUACAAGGCCCUACGUUUCAGGGAGGAGCCACUACUCUUGACCAAAUGCAGACGGUGUUGUUGGAACGCGCACAAGCACUGGGCGUUCAAAUCCUCACAGGCAUGCAGGUCUCCCAGGUGAAAGAUGAAGGCGAGAGUGUCAAAGUAUGGGCUGGAGAUCAGUGUUUUGAGGCUAAAUGGCUUGUGGGAUGCGACGGCGGUCGCAGCGCCGUUCGAAGGGCAGCCAAUUUCACAUUUGAAGGGACAGAGCCCGAGUUCACUGGCUACGUGGUCCAAUGCGAGCUGGAAAAUCUAGAGCUAUUGGCAAAGGGAUUCUGCCAUACCGACAACGGAAUGUAUAUAAACGCUGGAGCGGGACAUUUCUACGCGGUGGAUUUUGAUACCACCUUCGACCGCUCGCAGCCCAUUACACGCGAACACUUUCAAACCGUGAUCCGACGAGUAACAGGAUUGGAUAUCAGUGUCAAAUCGCUGGAUUUAGCUACCACUUUCACCGACCGCGCGAAAAUAGUCACGGAGUACCGCAAGGGACGGAUACUCCUCGCCGGCGACAGCGCCCACAUCCACUCCCCAUUAGGUGCGCAGGGGAUGAACGCCGGAAUGGGCGAUGCAAUCAAUCUCGGGUGGAAGCUCGCGGCCACCAUCAAGGGCCAUGCAUCUCCUAGUUUACUCGAUACGUACCACGCCGAACGGUAUCCAGACGGGCAGUGGGUUCUCGAGUGGACUCGCAGCCAGGUAGCCACACUGCGUCCAGACCCUUAUGGAAAAGCCAUAAGUAAAAUUAUCCGUUCUAUGAUCAGUACGACCGAUGGAGCCACUUAUUUCGCCAAGCAUAUCUGGGGGAUUUCGCGGCGCUACGACCUAGGCGACGCCCACUCUCUCGUGGGCUGUAGCGCUCCCGAUUUUGAAUUUGACGAUGGACAGCGGCUAGGGCCCAAGCUGGAGAAGGGGAACUUCCUUGUUGUUGAUUUCUCAGGUAGUGAAUCUGUUGCACAGUUGGUGAAGUCUUGGGAACCGGUGGUUAACUAUUCAGGAUCCAAUGCAAAGGAGACCUUUGGAUUCAAGGCUUUGCUGGUUCGACCGGAUGGCAUCGUUGCGUGGCUGUCGACGGAUGAGGUGGAUGCGGACGCAUUGAAAAAGGCGUUGUCUCGCUGGGUGAAUCUCCCUGAAGCUUGA
Talaromyces rugulosus is the source of this 1503-nucleotide messenger RNA. RefSeq lists its product as uncharacterized. NCBI's taxonomy places the organism in Eukaryota, Fungi, Ascomycota, Eurotiomycetes, Eurotiales, Trichocomaceae. The transcript has a single exon. Gene Ontology annotation, molecular function: FAD binding. The record is from RefSeq and is a predicted model, not a curated record. The coding region runs from base 1 to 1503 and encodes 500 amino acids.